Molecule: messenger RNA, 2714 nt
Organism: Galeopterus variegatus (Sunda flying lemur)
Lineage: Eukaryota; Metazoa; Chordata; Mammalia; Dermoptera; Cynocephalidae
Gene: ZBTB43
Product: zinc finger and BTB domain containing 43
Exons: 1
Coding region: 19-1422 (467 amino acids)
Biological process (GO): regulation of transcription by RNA polymerase II
Molecular function (GO): RNA polymerase II cis-regulatory region sequence-specific DNA binding; protein binding; DNA-binding transcription factor activity, RNA polymerase II-specific
Source: RefSeq, a predicted model, not a curated record
AACAAGAUUUGUGAUGAAAUGGAGCCUGGAACAAACUCUUUUCGAGUAGAAUUUCCUGAUUUUUCUAGCACCAUUCUGCAGAAACUGAACCAGCAGCGCCAGCAAGGACAAUUAUGUGACGUCUCUAUUGUUGUCCAAGGGCACAUUUUCCGGGCACACAAAGCUGUUCUUGCUGCUAGUUCACCCUACUUUUGUGACCAGGUACUCCUGAAAAACAGUAGGAGAAUUGUUUUGCCUGAUGUGAUGAACCCAAGAGUGUUUGAGAACAUUCUCCUGUCUAGUUAUACAGGACGUCUAGUAAUGCCUGCUCCAGAAAUUGUCAGUUACUUAACAGCAGCAAGCUUCCUCCAGAUGUGGCAUGUGGUAGACAAAUGCACUGAGGUUUUAGAGGGAAACCCUACAGUCCUUUGUCAGAAGCUAAAUCAUGGCAGUGACCACCAGUCUCCAAGCAGCAGUAGUUAUAAUGGCCUGGUAGAGAGCUUUGAGCUGGGAUCUGGGGGCCAUACUGAUUUCCCCAAAGCCCAAGAACUGAGGGAUGGUGAGAAUGAAGAAGAGAGCACCAAAGACGAGUUGUCAUCUCAGCUCACCGAGCACGAAUACCUGCCUAGUAAUUCGUCCACAGAGCAUGACCGGCUGAGCACUGAAAUGGCGAGUCAGGAUGGCGAGGAGGGAGCCAGCGACAGCGCUGAGUUCCACUACACCCGGCCCAUGUACAGUAAGCCCAGCAUCAUGGCUCACAAACGCUGGAUCCACGUGAAGCCCGAGCGCUUGGAACAGGCUUGUGAGGGCAUGGACGUGCAUGCUGCCUACGACGAGCACCAGGUCACUGAGUCCAUCAAUACCAUGCAGACAGAGCACUCAGUCCAGCCCUCAGGAGUGGAGGAGGACUUUCACAUCGGGGAAAAAAAAGUGGAAGCAGAGUUUGACGAACAAGCUGAUGAAAGCAAUUAUGAUGAGCAGGUGGAUUUCUAUGGCUCUUCCAUGGAGGAGUUUUCUGGAGAGAGGUCGGAUGGGAAUCUAAUUGGGCACAGACAGGAGGCUGCCCUCACAGCAGGCUACAGUGAGAAUAUCGAAAUGGUAACAGGAAUUAAAGAAGAAGCUUCCCACUUAGGAUUUUCAGCCACCGACAAGCUGUAUCCUUGUCAGUGUGGGAAGAGUUUCACUCACAAGAGUCAGAGAGAUCGGCACAUGAGUAUGCACCUCGGUCUUCGGCCUUAUGGCUGUGGUGUCUGUGGCAAGAAAUUCAAAAUGAAGCACCAUCUCGUGGGCCACAUGAAAAUUCACACAGGCAUAAAGCCAUAUGAGUGUAAUAUCUGUGCAAAGAGAUUUAUGUGGAGGGACAGUUUCCACAGGCAUGUGACUUCUUGUACCAAGUCCUAUGAAGCUGCAAAGGCUGAGCAGAAUACAACUGAGGCUAACUAAAAAUAGGAUCUGGCCCUUGAGUGGCAUGCACAAAAAUAAACUAUGGUAAUUAAUGCAAAUCUGGGCACAGAUGAUGUGUGCUACUUGCUAUUAUGAGAAGCUUAAGGAAAAAAGGAAGAUAUUUCUGAAAGACCAGCUCUAAGUAGGCCAAUUAAAAAAUCUAAUUCCUCAAAUUUGUGUGUUUCAGUCCUAGCCUGGAAUGGGUAAUGGGGGUGAGUUAACCCACUGCCCAGCUGGCAAGGUAAACCUUUAGGCCAUUUGUAAUUGAGGCAGGUGGACUUGGCAGUAGAAACACCUGCAUUUGGAACUGGACUUCAGCCCACCAGUUCCACUUCAGGUGGCAGCAGUUUUUGAUCACUUAUUAUUUUAUUUUGCUCUUCUUAUAGAUACUUAGGUAAUGUGGAUUUGUUUUGGUAGCUGCUUCACUGAAUGAAAUGCUACUUAUGUAAAAGCUACAUAUAAUGUGAUUCCCUAGGUUGAGAAAUUAACAAAGCUCUGCUGUCUGGUUUUAUACUUUCUAAAGAGUAUUUUAACUAAAACUACAGAGAUACUAAGAGGGUGACUCUAAGUAUGAAACAACUUAUGGUACAAACUUCAAUUUCUGUAGAAUGCCGCUGUCACAAUGUGUUUCAGACUCUUGAUAAGGCAGAGUUUUGUAUUUUAGUACUAACAUUGAGUCUGAACAGUUGUAUCUAAUUGUAAUUCUCUAGAGUGCCAGAGAUAGAUAUUUCUAAUUGGUUUGCUGUCCCAAAUCCUGUUUGUCUAAUUGUAGCAUCCACACAGUGGGAUAUACUCUAUGGCUAGUAGACUUCUAGCCCGCUGUGAUUCUGAUCAUGGUACCAUUGGCUGCUGCAGCCAUUGCUCUGUCUUAGAUUAUGGUGCUGCCCAAAGAGGCUGUCAGUGACCACAGUUAGUAGGAAGGAGCCAGAAGUCAUGGAUGAGACUUAUGUGUGAACUUUAGGAGUUCAUAGAGUGCUACAGUGACAUUCCAACUGUCAGAGUGAGAACUAUGGAGAAGCAGCAUUUUAUGAGUGGCAGGUUGUACUUCAGGGGAAAAAAAUUGCAAAGGAGAAGAAGAAAGAGUCUUGAAAGUACACUGGUGGGGCAGGGCAGGGAUACUCUUUUAGAGGGGUUCACUGAGCUAAUACUGCCAGUUCUUCAUGAGCUCUGGACUGUGUUUUCAAAGAGAGAAAGGAGUCUUAAUUUUAGCAAAGUAGUUUACAGACUCAUGUUCCCAAAUUAUAGAUAAAGCUGCAUAAAUUUACAAGUCCACAUAACUGUACCUACCAAAA